Synchiropus splendidus (mandarinfish) is the source of this 1019-nucleotide messenger RNA. It is a transcript of the gene epd, whose product is annotated as ependymin. NCBI's taxonomy places the organism in Eukaryota, Metazoa, Chordata, Actinopteri, Syngnathiformes, Callionymidae. The transcript has 6 exons. Gene Ontology annotation, molecular function: calcium ion binding. Gene Ontology annotation, cellular component: extracellular region; lysosome. The record is from RefSeq and is a predicted model, not a curated record. Gene Ontology annotation, biological process: cell-matrix adhesion. Bases 58 to 702 code for a protein of 214 amino acids.
AACGUGAUCGCUGUGCAUCGGCUGUAGUCUCACUGUGAGUGUGGUCCGACCUGCACGAUGUACGCAGCAACUUUAGCGCUGGUCCUGGUGUGCUGGACCGCCACCACGUUGGCGGAUCACCAUCACCAUCCAUGUCAUUCUCCCAACAUGACUGGAUUCAUGUCUGUGGUGAAUUCCAAGGGCGAGAUGAAAGGGGUGGGCUCAUUUACGUUCGACACCACGGCCAGGAGACUGCGCUUCAAGACCAACGACAGCAUAAGCAUCAACACCACGCACAGCCUGGACCUCCUGAUGCUCUUCGACGAGGGGAUUUUCUAUGAGAUCGACAGUAAAAACCAGAGCUGUGAGAAGAAAUCCCUGCACAUGACCGUGCACCCUCUGGACAUUCCCGAUGAUGCCACCUUCACGGCCACAAUAAACAUUGGAAGUGCCGUCAUCGAAGGAGAGGGGCUCAAGACCAACAUAUGGACAGGCUUGCUCCCGGAUUCCAAAGUGGCCUACACUAAGUCUGUGACCAUGGGAUGCUUGCCGGUGUCUUCAAUUUACUUCUAUGAAUCUGGAGCUCUGAUCUUCACCGUCAUGAACAUUGAAAUGGAGAUCAAGGAUCCCGAGCAGCUGGUGGUGCCGUCCUGUUGCCAGGCCGCCGCCCUGGAGGAGACACCUGAGGGGACAGUACACAGUUUUAUGAACGAGUUCAUCUAGAUACGUCCGAUCGUGCAGCAGAGACAAACAAUGUUCAAGACCGAUAGACUUCUCUCUACUUGUAUGUGUGUGUGUGUGUGUGUGUGUGUGUGUGUCUCUGUGUGUCUGUGUCUGUGCCUGUGUGUGGUUGCUGCGUCGCAACUACCAAGAUAAAUGUGGCUUUGAUCACCUUCACGUACACUUUCAUGCUGAGGAGUGAGCUUCUGAGCGCAUCUAGAAAUAGUCAGAAAUACUAACAGUUGCUGGAUUUCCAUGUUGCUGAGAAAACCUGUAAAACAUUAUUAAUGGAACAAUAAAAACUCAAAGCUGCCAAUGAA